AUGGAGGUUCCAGCUCUUAAUCCUGGUGCCGGGCGCAUGCGCUUAGCACCAGACCUGGCAUCUUGUAACACCCUCAGCGCUAUUACUGGUGAUGCCACAAAUACUCUGGGCAAGCUGAGGGAUGUAGAGAAGAUAGGGCAACUCAGAGUGAAAACACUCCCUUCCCUUCCCUGUCCAAGGUCAUCAAGUCCUGAAGACAGAGAACUAGGGGUCAGGCAGCCCAUGGCCAGAGAGGUCUUCCAAUCAUGCCUCAGCCAGUGCAAGAUCCUGGAGCUCUCAAAGGACACCAGGGCCCUGAAGGAGGCCUUUGAGGCGGGGGACCUGCCAGCAGUCGCCGCCAAGUUACAAUCUACACUUCAUUCUCUGGAGAACGUCCGGUUGGACAUCGGUGUCACUGGGGGGAUGGGCUCAGGCAAGUCCACCUUCGUCAACGCCAUCCGGGGGCUGGGGGACGAGGACCCCAAUUCAGCCCGCACGGGCGUGGUGGAAAUGACCGUGGACCCCACACCGUACCCACAUCCCAAGUACCCCAAUGUCGUCUUCUGGGACCUGCCGGGUGUUGGCACCCCCGCCUUCCGGGCUGACAAAUACUUCCAGCGGGUACAGCUCUUCCGGUAUGACUUCUUCCUCAUCAUUACCUCGGAGAGCUUCACCACCAACCUCACCGAGCUGGCUUGCGAGAUCCUGCGAUGGGGCAAGCGCUUCUACUACAUUCGCUCCAAGGUGGACGUGGACAUCGCAGCCUCCCGCAGCCGCCGCCCCAGCUCCUUCUCGGAGGAGAGGGUGCUCAACCAGAUCCGGGACGACUGUGUGCAGCGGCUGGAGGCACAGGGACUCAGGGACCCCGAGGUCUUCCUGCUGUCCAUGUUCGACCUGGGCAAGUAUGACUUCCGCCUGCUGGAGGAGUCGAUGGUGAGGGACCUUGAGAGUCAAAAGCGGCAUGCGUUCCUGGUGGCCCUGCCCAACGUCUCCAAGCCCACACUGGAGCGGAAGGCGGCCUCGCUGAGGCAGCACAUCUGGCUGGUGGCCACGGUGGCCUGCGGGGCCAACCCAAGGCCCGUGCCAGGCCUGCCGGAGGUGGCGUGUGACCUAUACACGCUCACCCGGGCCCUGGAGGGUUACCGCCACAGCUUCGGCCUGGACGGGGGAUCCCUGGUCAGGCUGGCGGAGCAGACGGGCCAGCCCUUGCACAAGAUCCUGCAGGCGCUACAGGGCCCGAAGACCAAGGUCACCGAGGCGCUGGUGGCGGAGCUGCUGGGUCAGGCCUCUGGGGACGCCUCGGCCUUCAGCCAGAAGCUCCUCAACGUGCCCAUCCUGGGCUCCCUGGCCUCCUGCAGCCUGUCCUUCGCCACCGUCUACCGGAUGCUCCGCACCUCCCUGGACGUGGCUGUCAGUGAUGCCCAGAGCGUGCUGGUUCAGGCCUCCCUCGACAGCCCCGACCGCAGGCUCCCGGAUGGAUCGGAUCAGUGGUCCGAGCCCGGCGCCUAGGCCAGCCAGAGGUGGCAGCGAGGGGCUGGGAGCCUGCAGGCUCUGCCUGUGCCCAGGCUGGGGGGUGUUGGGGAAGGGGAAGGAAGAAACUCCAGCUCCAACUGUCCUGGACUGAGCUGUGUGCUGUCUCAUGCUUUUGCGCCCUGGGUCUUGUGCCCUGUCUGACCAUGGCCCCCACUUUCCCUCUUCCAAUGAACCCCGCAUCAACCAGCAGUCCCCUGGGAAUCGCGGGGAGGGGACAGACACGGGCAUGCUAAGUUGUGACAAGGCAGGGAAAAAACCAGUUGCCUGGCAGGGGAGGGCAGUCAGGAGGGUGUCCACCACGCAGGUCGGGGGGGCAGGAUGAGACAAAAGAUUCAGAAGCAUUUCUGUAAGAGGGCAGUGAACAGUUCUCAGUAAUCUUGGGGGUCACAAAGGGAGGUCCUGCCUAAGGUCUUGGGCAGUGUGUGGCAAUGCCAGAGCCUGCCCUGGGCCUCGUACCCCUUAGACUUCCGGCCAGACCUGCUGUGAGUCUGCGUCUUCCAGCCAGACUUGCUGAGUCUGCAGACUCCCCACUUUCGGCCAGACCUGCUCCGAGGCCAGAGGUUUGCUUUCUUCCCUGUCCCUGCACCUUCUUCAGGCUUCCCAGGUGGCUCAGACGGUAAAGAAUCUGCCUGCAAUGCAGGAGAUCUGGGUCUGAUCCCUGGGUUGGUGGGGGGCGGGGAAGAUUCCCUGAAGAAGGAAGGGCAUGGCAAUCCACUCCAGUAUUCUUGCCUGGAGAAUUCCAUGGACAGAGGAGCCUGGCAGGCUACAGUCCAUGGGGCCGCAGAGAGUCAGACAAGACUGUGCAACUAUAGCUUCAAUUCACCCUCUUCAGUUGUACCUUUUUCUCCAAAGACCAGUCCCCCUGGGGUUGCCACCAGGACGGUAUACAGGAUAUGCCCAAGGGCAAGAAGCCAGGGAGACCAAAGUGCCAUGGGGGGUGGAUUGGGCAGACCAGCUCAAGCUGCUUAGACUGGAACCAAGUGCUACUGAAGGGUGGAGCGGCAUCGCUGGAGGGUCAGGACUAGUGUGGGAUUAGGGUGUGGUGACCAGACCAAUUCCGAGUAUUUUGGGAA
Molecule: messenger RNA, 2585 nt
Organism: Dama dama (fallow deer)
Lineage: Eukaryota; Metazoa; Chordata; Mammalia; Artiodactyla; Cervidae
Product: interferon-inducible GTPase 5-like
Exons: 3
Coding region: 1-1488 (495 amino acids)
Cellular component (GO): membrane
Molecular function (GO): GTP binding; GTPase activity
Source: RefSeq, a predicted model, not a curated record